AUGCCAUCCAUCGAUGAGGCCAUGGCGCGGAGCCUGCGAGGCAGCGCCUGGGAAAUUGUCAAGGACAAAUUCGUCAGAACUAUUGUCUCUGAUCUUACGCGACGAGAUAUGCUCGCUGAUGCCGCACAAACGACUGACAACAUUUCGAAAACUUCUGAUGAUUUUGCAACCGCCAUCUCUAGUUGGGAUAACUGUAUGAGCGUGGUGUGGUGCAAGUGGCCGGUGAUUGGUAUCAUGAUCCUCGGAGGUCUCAUUAUCUUUAGUAUUCUAUGGUGCAUCAUUCGCUGUUGCUGCUGUGGGCUCUCGUGCUGCUGUAGCUGCUGCCAAUGCCUCAAGUGUUGCGGUAACUGCUGCGGUGCUUGUGAUCCUCCUGGCAGUCACACGAAGCACCUUGACGACCCUUACCCUCCUCAGCCUCAGCAUCAUGGAUAUCGAACUGAACCCCCAAUGAAUCCCUCGAUACCUCAGUAUGGGGUCUCCCAGCCUAUUCGAAAUGAGCCACCUCAAUAUGCUGAAUACGAAAUCAGCAAGAAGGAUGAUGACGCCUUACCCGAAAUGCCCAGCUCCGAGGGCAAAAAGGUCCAGGUCUACACUGAGGCUGUUGAGCUGGAUACGCUCUCUAAACCACCUCCCAGUCAACAUAGUAUGGCUGGAACUCCAUAUAGCCAACCUCAAGGCAACUCCAGUGGCUACCUAGGCUCUAGCCAACCUACCGAUCCUUACUCGCCGCUUGACCAGCAAGGUUAUGGCUACCAGCCUCCCCCGCCUAAUCAAGUCUAUGCUCCUGCUGCCAUCGCCCCCAUGCCACAUGAACGUCGCUCCCCAGCUUUAAGCCAGAAUCCAUAUGGAAACCAAGGCUACGGCCACGAUCAAGGAUUCGAACAAGCUCCAGGAUUUGGACAGAUGCAGGGACAUGGUCAAAACCAAAGCUACGGCCAAGGUGCCUCACCUCAGGAUUACACAGCAAACUAUGGAGGAUAUCGUGCAAGCCCUUCACCUCGUCCCGCCCAGCGACUCUCAAUGCACCAGGAUGAAUUUGGCUCAUAUGGAAAUAUGCCUCCACGCCGGUCUCCAGCAAUCCCUGACGAUUAUGGUUACGGUUCACCUGCCCGUCAAUCGCCUGGUCCCCAGAACGAUUUUGGCUAUGCUCAGCCACCCCGUCACUCACCUGCUCCUAUGAACGACUACCGAACACCGCCACCAGGCCCUGAUGCCAACUAUGGUCCUCGUCCUAUACCUCAACGGCAACAAUUGCUUGAGUCCCAAUCACCUGGCAGCUACGAGCCUCAGCAGCCUUACCCAGGUUUCAAGCCAUACCAACCAUAG
Fusarium pseudograminearum CS3096 is the source of this 1326-nucleotide messenger RNA. RefSeq lists its product as uncharacterized. The transcript has 2 exons. Gene Ontology annotation, cellular component: plasma membrane; cellular bud neck. NCBI's taxonomy places the organism in Eukaryota, Fungi, Ascomycota, Sordariomycetes, Hypocreales, Nectriaceae. The record is from RefSeq and is a predicted model, not a curated record. The coding region runs from base 1 to 1326 and encodes 441 amino acids.